Molecule: messenger RNA, 2000 nt
Organism: Micropterus salmoides (largemouth bass)
Lineage: Eukaryota; Metazoa; Chordata; Actinopteri; Centrarchiformes; Centrarchidae
Gene: cers5
Product: ceramide synthase 5
Exons: 10
Coding region: 131-1303 (390 amino acids)
Biological process (GO): ceramide biosynthetic process
Cellular component (GO): membrane
Molecular function (GO): DNA binding; sphingosine N-acyltransferase activity
Source: RefSeq, a predicted model, not a curated record
UGGUCCGUUAAACUAAGUGUGCGGUAAAGAGCGUGGCAAGUCACCAGAAAAGUGACCCAGGGACGGGUCCUUUCUUUCGGAUAAGAAACUAUUUUUUUCUACCCGUCCGGAGAUAGGAACACUCUGAAACAUGGCUGCUCUUUCAGCCUGGUUUUGGAACGAGAGGUUUUGGCUGCCACACAACGUAACCUGGGCGGAUCUGGCAGACCCAGCUCCCGGGGUGGAGUACCCCAAAGCUGGACACUUGUUUGCUGCCUUGCCGCUGGCUUUGGGGAUUUUCGCCGUAAGGAUUCUCUUCGAAAGACUUAUUGCCAGUCCUUGUGCCCAGAGUCUCAACAUUCAUCCAGGUGGUGGACGAAGAGCUCAGCCCAAUGCAGUGCUGGAGAAAGUGUUUACAUCCAUCACAAAGAAUCCAGACUCUCGCCAUCUGGAUGGCCUGUCCAAGCAGCUGGACUGGGAGGUGCGAAAGGUUCAGCGCUGGUUCAGACACCGCAGGAACCAAGAUAAACCCAGCACACACACUAAGUUCUGCGAGAGCAUGUGGAGGUUUACAUUUUAUUUGUGCAUAUUUAUCUAUGGGUUCCAGUUUCUGUGGCAGACACCUUGGAUGUGGGAUACACGGCAUUGCUGGUACGGCUACCCCUAUCAGGUCAUGACCCCGGGUCUUUACCGCUACUAUGUGACGGAACUGGCCUUCUACUGGUCGCUAAUGUUCUCCCAGUUCACCGACAUUAAAAGAAAGGACUUCCUGAUCAUGUUCGUUCAUCACCUGGCUACAGUUAGCCUGAUCAGCUUUUCCUACGUCAACAACAUGGCGCGAGUGGGGAGCCUUGUGAUGUGCGUCCACGAUGCCUCUGACUUCUUGCUAGAGGCAGCCAAGCAGGCCAACUACGCCAAGUACCAGCGGUUGUGUGACUUCCUCUUCAUUGUGUUUAGUGUGGCAUUUUUCAUCACACGACUUGUUAUAUUUCCAAUAUGGGUCCUGAACUCCACUAUGUUUGAGAGCUGGGCCAUAGUCGGGCCGUACCCAUCCUGGUGGCUCUUCAACACCUUAUUGCUGGUCCUCCAAGUGCUGCAUAUCAUCUGGUUCUACCUCAUAGGCCGUAUAGCUGUCAAAGCCAUGCUGCGGGGCAAGGUGUGCAACGAUGUCCGCAGUGACAUUGAGAGCAGCUCGGGUGAAGAAGAAGAACCUCACACGCCCCCAGAAGGCCUCAAGGCUUCUCAUAUUCCCAAGGCAGAAAACGGCACUAAUGGCCACUGUGUUGCUACCAAAGCUCGAGUGCAGAAUCACAACAGCUUGUGACAUGUAGCCUGAAGCUGGGAGCCCCCUGCAGUUCGUCCCUCACUUCUACAAGAGCUUUGUUUGUCUUACGACAUGCCCCUGACGUCCAAGGCUCACACCCACACACAUACACACCCACCCAGUCUACCAUUACACAGACGGUGAGUGCGCACAGAUUCAUGCGUGGUUGCACUGAUGGUGGAUAUACAGACACUGACAUCUGCUUUGAAGAGCCCUGUAACGACAUGUAGGACACCACUCAAGCGGUGACACGUAAAUGCUGGAUUGAUGAAAUCAGUUGAAGCAAGCAAUUUGCAUAGCCUUGUCUUUCAAAUGACGAGAUUCACUUUGUGCUGAGUGUGGCUGCCGAUGUUGAUUGGUUUCAAUGUUCUCUCCCAGUUUUAUUGGCCAGAUGAACUUGAUUCUUUUUGUCUUAAGGAUUAAUUCACACUGGAUCACAAACAGCUGCUACACUACUUUUCAAACUUUGAAGUUCAAUCAGUGAUGUGACAGGUGUUAUACAUUAUAAUUAAUUUAUAGCUGUGGUUUUAUCAGCUCUUAAGAAGAGCCCCUGCUCUGUGUGUCUCACCAGAAGUACAACACACCUGAAAGUUUUAAUACCAGCAGUCUCUGCCUUUUGCGAUUGUUGUGGAUUUACCCUUUAACCAUGUUGUUUGACUUGUUUAUUUCUGUCUUUUUUUUUUUUUUUUUUUUUUUA